Messenger RNA from Ipomoea triloba (trilobed morning glory), 2170 nucleotides. RefSeq lists its product as uncharacterized. Bases 107 to 2032 code for a protein of 641 amino acids. The record is from RefSeq and is a predicted model, not a curated record. NCBI's taxonomy places the organism in Eukaryota, Viridiplantae, Streptophyta, Magnoliopsida, Solanales, Convolvulaceae. The transcript has a single exon.
UGUCAUGAAUACUGACUGAAAGUGACAAGGAGGGCAAUAGAGGGCAUAGUGUUCAUAGACAAAAACAUGCAUCACAGAGUGUGGUUCAGAGAGGAGUCAGGCAGAUAUGAAAUCACCUUGUUUGAGGGAGGUUGAGCAGGUAUUUCAAGGUUGUUGCCUAAACCCUCCCUUCAGAAUUGUUGAAUCCCCACAGCAGAAGGUUGUUUCCAUGCCAAGAAACAUAUUUGCAGUUUGCCAUCCCAACUUUGCUGACACGACUGCCUCUUCUUUCUUUCCUAAUACUCUCUUCACCAACCAUGAGUCUCUUCCAUCUUUACAAGAAUCAUUUGUUCAAUUCAUCAAAGCCUACCCUCAAUAUUCUGAGACUUGUCAGAUUGACAAAAUUCGAGCUCAAGAAUACCAUAACCUAUCUCAUGUCUGCCUAGAUUACAAUGGUAUUGGUCUAUUUUCUGACUCCCAGCUUCAGUCUCAGCUUGCAUCUUCUUCUUCUCCAUCACCCCAAUCUUCUAAUUUUCCAGUCUUUGAUGUAUCCUUCAAGGCUGUGAAUCUAAAGUCACAGCUGCUGCAUGGUGGUCAAGGAUCAGAUUUGGAAUCUGUUAUCAAGCAGAGGAUCAUGGAUUACCUCAAAAUCUCCCAAAAUGAGUAUUGUAUGGUCUUUACUGCCAACAGAUCUUCAGCUUUCAAACUUCUAGCAGAAUCUUACCCUUUUGGAUCAAGUCGAAAGCUUUUGACAGUUUAUGACCAUGAAAGUGAGGCACUAGGAACCAUGGUUGAUACAUCAGAGAAGAGAGGUGCUUGUAUCGCAUCAGCUGAAUUCAAAUGGCCACGGUUAAGAGUUAACUCUGCAAGGUUAAGGAAAAUGAUAGUGAGGAAGAAAAAUGAGAAGAACUCCAGGGGAUUAUUUGUGUUUCCUCUUCAGUCAAGAGUAACAGGAGCACGUUACUCGUACCAGUGGAUGAGUUUGGCUCAGGAAAACGGUUGGCACGUAUUGCUUGAUGCUUGUGCACUAGGACCAAAGGACAUGGACAGCCUUGGCCUCUCUCUUUGUCAUCCUGACUUCCUUGUUUGUUCUUUCUACAAGGUUUUGGGGAGCAAUCCAACAGGUUUUGGCUGCCUCAUAGUUAAGAAGUCAGUUGUAUCAAUUUUGGAAGCUUCCACAAGUACUGGCAUUGUAACUCUUGUUCCACCAACACAGUUACUUCGUUCGCUAGAAGAUUCUUCAGGUACAGACAAAGAACUUGAACAGAUGUACAAUAUUUGGAUAAGAGCAGAUGAUAAAAAUGCAUCAAAUUCUUCUACAUGCUCCAUUUCUGCUCAGCACAGUAGUGGAAAAUCUACAGAAGGCAAUAUUUCAAGAAUGAAAGGAAAAGAAUUUGCUUCAACAUUUACUGAUCCAGAACAUUCAGGAAAAGAGAAACCAGAGGAAUCUAUUGCUUCACUCCACCAGAUUCUUGAACUGGAAGGCCAUGGAGACUGUGCAUGUGAAUGUAGGUACUUAGAUCAAGUGGAUUCACUAGGGAUGAGGAUAGUCAAUAACAGACAAAGAUACCUAAUUAAUUGGCUGAUUACUGCAGUCAUGAAGCUCCAGCAUCCAAAUAGAUUGGAGUGUUUACCACUGGUUAAAAUCUAUGGACCAAGAAUAAAAUUUGACAGGGGAGCUGCAUUGGCCUUUAAUUUGUAUGACUGGAAAGGGAAGAAGGUAGACCCCACCCUUGUACAAAAGCUAGCUGAUCGAAAUAACAUCUCUCUCAGCCACGGAUUUCUACAUCAGAUUUGGUUCCCAGACAAGUAUGAUCAAGAGAUGGAAAGUGUUUUAGAGAAAAGGGAAAGUCAAGAAAAGGAAGAAGGGAGGAAGAGAAGCAAAAAAGCUGAGCUGGGAAUUGCAGUGGUUACAAUUGCACUUAACUUCUUGACCAACUUUGAAGACAUCUACCGGCUUUGGGCAUUUAUAGCUCAGUUUCUGGAUGCAGACUUUGUGGAGAAAGAGAGUUGGAGGUACACAGCUUUGAAUCAGAAGACAAUGGAAGUGUAACUGAUCUCUUUCCUUUUCCCCCUUCUUUCCCUCUGAUCAGAAGCCCUCAAGGAGGCUGUGUGAUUUGUAUCAAAUGCAUAGUUUGUAUCAUGAUGUCCCUUUUUCUCAUAUCCAAACUUCAUUCAAAAGAUUGAGUCU